AUGAUGUCCUGUCCAGUCUUCCUUCAAUGCCUAUGGGCUCGUCAACCGCGCCCGCUUCCGUUCCCCCUCCUCCUUGUCACCCCGAGCUUUGCCCACUGGGUUGAUCCUUCCAAUCCGUUCCUUUCGCAAUUCCUUACUCGGCUCUAUGAAAAUACACCUGGGGCCAGCACUGUUCAUGCUGUCACGGCCGUCGUGGAUACGCUCCCGGAUACCACAUCUAAUAAAUCGGACUCGAAUGAGUCCGAAGGGCUGUCGCUCUUGGCGGUAGGCCAGUCGGAUGUGAAAGCCAAAGCUGCGCCACCGCGUCUUAUCAGAAGCUCCGCAAGCGAGGAAACCAACCUGUUGUUCUCGAUUCAGACACAGCCAAACGGGCAAGGCAGUAAGGAUUCCGCUCACGAGGUUGGUUUACGCCUUGCCAACACAAUUUUCGUCAACGGGAAAGACACGACAAUAUUUGGUACUCGUUGGCUCUGGGACGAGAGCUCCAAGGAGUACAUCCUGGACAAGUCGAUCGAUUUCACAAGCUGUAUGGUCAUGGCGACUGCUGAGUCUGUGAACGCCAACCUGCAACUCCCAUUGCACCAAGUCACAGAACGGCGAAGGGUCAUUACUAGCAUGGGUAACAUUUUGAGACAGUUUGCAAAGUCCACCGAUGAAGCCUCGACAGAGACCAUUCCGGCUUCUACUGACCUUGAAAAAGAGCUUCCACGCUAUAUCAAAGAACAUAAAAUCGUUGAUCACCGGGUUUCCGUCUGGGCAUUGGUCGAAAAGCCCGACUUGGUUGUGGCUAACCCAGGCUCAUCAACCCAUGAUCGGUUGACACAAUCUUUGAAACAGGGCGGUAAAUUGCACCGUGUUAUGAGUGGUGGAGGUGGCUGGGGCAAAAAACAGGGCCUUCUUUCGUUGGACCCCGAAGUCAGCUUUUCGGGGACAGCCAACCGAGACGAACUUGUCUCUCUUGGUCAAAUAUUUGACCCUCACAGCGGGAAACCUUUGGACACAUUGCCAUCUAUUGACCAAGGCAUUGGCCUUGACGAUCUAUCACUUCUCUCACAAGUUGCCUCUGCCGGAGACUAUAUUCAGUUCUUUGUCUCGGUAGAACCGACGGUGAGCGACCUUCCGAAAACAACCGACUCAAAUGAGGCUGUCAGCUACCACUUUGGAAUGGUGGCUGAUUCUAUGGAGCUUGAAGCCUAUAACCCUGAGGAUAAGAAAGAAAUCGUUACUCUGCCUCAUACAUUUGGCGCAUUGUCCGAGAAGGCAAUUGCCUACUCUCAGCCAGGAAAUGGCGAUGCAAUGCCGGAUUCUAACACAAAGCUGGAUGUGCCAGGAUCCCGGGUGACUUUAAACACUGUAUAG
Molecule: messenger RNA, 1359 nt
Organism: Penicillium brevicompactum
Lineage: Eukaryota; Fungi; Ascomycota; Eurotiomycetes; Eurotiales; Aspergillaceae
Exons: 1
Coding region: 1-1359 (452 amino acids)
Source: RefSeq, a predicted model, not a curated record